Dictyostelium discoideum AX4 is the source of this 1335-nucleotide messenger RNA. It is a transcript of the gene vps4, whose product is annotated as AAA ATPase domain-containing protein. NCBI's taxonomy places the organism in Eukaryota, Evosea, Eumycetozoa, Dictyosteliales, Dictyosteliaceae. Gene Ontology annotation, cellular component: endosome membrane. The transcript has 3 exons. The record is from RefSeq and is a predicted model, not a curated record. Gene Ontology annotation, molecular function: ATP binding; ATP hydrolysis activity. The coding region runs from base 1 to 1335 and encodes 444 amino acids.
AUGGGUGAUGUUAAUUUCUUACAAAAAGCAAUUCAAAUUGUUCAACAAGCAACAGAACAAGAUAAUGCAAAAAAUUAUGCAGAAGCACAUAGAUUAUAUAUCCAAAGUUUAGAAUGGUUUACAACAGCUUUAAAAUAUGAAAAAAGCGAAAGAUCAAAAGCAACAAUUAAAGCAAAAACAUUAGAAUAUCUUCAAAGAGCAGAACAAUUAAAAGAAUAUUUAGAUAAAUCAAAGAAUAAGAAACCAGUAGCAGUUGGUGGUAAUAAAAGUAAUAGUGCUGGUAGUGCAAAUGGUGCAGGUAAAUCAGCAAAAGAGGAUGAUGAAGAUAUGGAUCCAGAGGAUAAAAAAAGAAAUGAUUCUUUAUCCUCUUCAAUUGUAACAACAAAACCAAAUGUUAAAUGGGAUGAUGUAGCUGGUUUAUAUCAAGCAAAAGAAUACUUAAAAGAAGCUGUUAUCUUUCCAAUUAAAUUUCCACAAAUGUUUACAGGUAAUAGAAAACCAUGGAAAGGUAUUUUAUUAUAUGGUCCACCAGGUACAGGUAAAUCAUAUUUAGCAAAAGCAGUUGCAACAGAAAUUUCAUCAACAUUUUUUUCAAUUUCACCAUCAGAUAUUGUUACCAAAUGGUUAGGUGAUAGUGAAAAAUUGGUGAAACAAUUGUUUGAGAUGGCAAGGGAAAAGAAUAAUAGUGUAAUUUUUAUUGAUGAAGUUGAUUCUUUAUGUUCAUCACGUAAUGAUCAAGAAUCUGAAUCAGCAAGACGUAUAAAGACAGAGUUUCUCAUUCAAAUGAAUGGUGUUGGUAAUGAUUCCGAUGGUAUAUUGGUAUUGGCAGCAACAAAUAUUCCAUGGGGUUUGGAUUUAGCAAUUCGUAGACGUUUUGAAAAGAGAAUAUAUAUCGGUUUACCAGAACCACAAGCAAGAGCCAAAAUGUUUCAAAUUCAUAUUGGUUCAACUCCAAAUACAUUAGUUCAAGCAGAUUAUAAAAAGUUGGCAGAUUUAACCGAGGGUUACUCGGGUUCAGAUAUUGGUUCAUUGGUAAAGGAUGCAAUUAUGCAACCAGUUCGUGCAGUUCAAUGUGCAACUCAUUUCAAACAAAUUAGAGCACCCUCUAGAGAGGAUCCUUCAGUUAUGACCGAUUAUGUCACACCUUGUUCACCUGGUGAUCCAUUGGCUCAAGAGAUGACUUGGAUGGAUAUUGACCCAACUAAAUUAAAAGAACCUGAAAUUACAAUCGCCGAUUGUUUAAAGAGUUUAAGAGUUAUUAAACCAUCUGUUAAUAAAGCUGAUUUAGAUAGAUAUGUUGAAUUCACUAAUGAUUUUGGGCAAGAUGGUGUAUAA